This is a messenger RNA of Ostrinia nubilalis (European corn borer), 4144 nucleotides long. It is a transcript of the gene Pask, whose product is annotated as PAS domain-containing serine/threonine-protein kinase. Gene Ontology annotation, biological process: negative regulation of glycogen biosynthetic process; protein phosphorylation; intracellular signal transduction. The record is from RefSeq and is a predicted model, not a curated record. Bases 89 to 3838 code for a protein of 1249 amino acids. Gene Ontology annotation, molecular function: ATP binding; protein serine/threonine kinase activity. The transcript has 23 exons. Gene Ontology annotation, cellular component: nucleus; cytosol; cytoplasm. Lineage: Eukaryota; Metazoa; Arthropoda; Insecta; Lepidoptera; Crambidae.
UUGAACUUUGUCUCUUGUUUGAAAAUCUCGUACAACGGCGAUUUUUACGAAAUUUCGCUAAUACAGGACGAAAAUAAGAAACACAAUCAUGAAUUUCAUAAAAUCCUCCAGUCCUGACCUAGGAGAUGCCAAGGAAAUCGGUGAUUUCAACAGGUGUUCAAUCGAAGAUACGCCGGGUUGGACGCCUGUAAAGCCUAGAUUGGGAAGAUUUGUGGAUGUUUACUCACCGGAACAUCUUAAUUUGACACCUAGAAAUAAGCCUAAAUUUGAUAUAAAUGAACUGAGGAAUGAAAGCCCUUGCCAGUAUACACCUGAAAAAUAUCCAGAAAUUGAUUACAGGUGCAGGACGGUCAAACCACAGCCACGCUUGCGCGAUGUAUUUAGAAACUGCUCAUUUGAGGGUAACCAAAGCUUCCCACGCUUGAACCGUAGAGUUCGGCCCAUCAAGAUGGAGCUAGAAACACCGACUAAAACCAAAACCGCCAUUGACUUUGUCAGAGUUGAUGGCCCAAAUGGACUCCGAUUCAACACAUCGCUGGCAACUGGUGAAGUGACUGGCUCCCCAGCACAGUCACAAACUGACCGCAUCCAGCAAGCUAUCAACCCAAGCAAGGCUGUCUUCACUAUUGAACCUAACUCUUCUAAAAUUCUAAUUGUAAAUAACAAAGCAUGUUCCUUGCUGGGAUAUUCCUCCGGAGAGCUAUGCGGUCUCAGGUUUUCUGAUCUCCUUCACAAACGGAGCUGCAAGAUCUUCAGUCUGCAUGAGCCUGAAGAUGGAGACGUAUCUGAAGACCGGACUAUUGUGUUGCUGAGUGGAAAGGUGGUAGAAUUGCUAUCAAAAGAUGGCGGCACAGUGCAAGUCUCGCUGUGGAUCCGACAACUGGACAAUGAUGGCCCCUGCUUAGUGGUCGCUGAACCUGUCAGCUGUAAGAAUGUACUGUUCACGAUAGACGCUGAGACGGGCGUGAUUCUCUCAUGUUCGAGCGAAGACGCCGCUCUGUUGUUCCAAGCGGACACCACAGACAAGUUGAUUGGUCUUCCCAUAGCGUCUCUGGUGCCGUCCAUUCAGCUGCCUACGGCUGAUGCACCGAUGACCAGAAGUGUUUCUAAACAGAAGGCAACGGGAAGAACAUUAGACGGAGGCACUUUCCCGCUAUGUCUUUGGAUAUCGAAAGCCGAUAUUGCCGAGAACUCCCCGUGGUCAUCAAUAAAAUCAUACAAGGACAGACCUAUUCUCGAAGUUACUGUUAGGGUCACAUACAACGUUAGCGGCUUGCUAGUAGUCGACGAGAGCGGCAUCAUAACCGCUUGCAAUCACCACUUCGCGAUGCUCACCUUCGGCAAACCACACGCAGAAGUGGUGGGCCACCACAUCGAUGACGUCAUUCAACACUUCUGCCGCGAGGCUGACAUGGUCAAAGUUCCAGAUCGGGGGCGACAGAUGACGUUGUCGCCUGUCAACAAUGACAACAAUGGAUCAGCAUCAGACACUGACGAGGAUUCCUGUGGAGCAUUCAACGGCAGCCAGAAGUCCGCCUGCAUGUCUCUCAACGUCCAGCCUUCUGUCCUCUCUACAACCAGGGAGAAGUCUUCCAGCGCCCUCUGUCUGGACAAGUCCUGUAGCUUGGUCACGCAUACACCCACGCCUACUCAGGAUAUGGUAUCAAGUAUUAGCACCACGGAACAGAGGAACGAUAUAUCGGCGCUGCCGGAUGUUACUUCAGGCAUGUCAGGAAUAUCAAUCGAUGACGAGAACUACUGUCCAAGCAGCAUCUCAAAAUCGCGGUCCGAAAACAUACUAAGGUCUGAACACAGCAAUCCAGCCAUAAAACUGGUUUCAAACAAGCCUUCGGAGAAAUCCGACUCUAUCUACUACACGUCACAGCAUUCCCAAGAAGUGACGCCCACAGGAAACGCGCCGCGAGUUAGACUGAACGACCCGUCUUUAAGGCUGUCUUUUGAUUCCAGCAAGUAUAGGUCGCUAAAGGCGAAUUUGCCGGGGCAAGUGAGAGACGACAAGAGCAGUCUUUCGCUAGAUUUCUGUGACUCUAACGAGACUAGUGCGGAUUUUUUGACGCCUAUAAACGAAAUGCCACCGCCAGGGUGUGAGAUUGAAGAUUUGCCGAAACAUAAUGGCAACGAAAGCAUUGAUAGCUUGAGCAAUGACAAUGAUUUGGAAACGCAGACCGAGUCAGCGCCGAGGAAGAAAUAUGAUGAUGACGCGCCCGAAACGCCGUGCGUGGCGAAACGACUCCUGCGCAGUCACGUGACAACGUCGACGCCGCAACACGUGCGCGCGAGUAAAACUGACCACUGCGACUGCACUACUGAGUGCCAGCAUCGAGACGGCACUUAUAGAGGCGUGGUGCUGCAUAAAGAUGGGACUGAACUUAACGUGCUAUACACGGUGUCGACGAUGCAACUGGCCAACGGCAGCCGCGUGCGAUGCGUGUGGCUGGGAGUGCAGUUGGAGGACGCGCCGCGCCACACCACGCUUGCUUCCAGCGUGGCCUCCACCGCCGACAACUCGCUGAUACUCGGCAACAAGUCGGCAAGCAGCCGGCCGGCGUCCAUGUCUCUGAUGUCGCAGUGUGGCGAAGAACAAGUGGCCGGCGAGUAUUGCAAACACUACGUCACGCUCAAGCAGAUUGGCAAAGGCGCAUACGGCUGCGUCAAAAUGGCGUACCGUCGAUCCGACCGCCUACUCACGGUAGCCAAGUUUAUCCUGAAAGAGAAGGUGGGCGCCCAAUUCUGGGUCGACGGGCCGGAUGGGAGACGCGUGCCUUUGGAGCUGAGCUUGCUGAUGACUUUGAAGCAUCCUAAUAUUGUGAGCGUGGUAGACGUAUUCGAGAACGACAAGUACUACCAAAUGGUGAUGGAGAAACACGGCGCGGGUAUGGACUUAUUCGAGUUCAUCGAGCGGCGCCCGCGCCUCGACGAGCCGCUGCUCAGCUACAUCUUUAGACAGAUAGUACAAGCAGUAGAAUACCUGCACUCCCUAAACAUUCUUCACCGUGACAUAAAGGACGAGAACAUAAUCAUAGACAACAAAUUCCACGUGAAGCUAAUAGACUUCGGAUCGGCGACGUUUAUGAGCAAAGACACGUUGUUUUCUACUUUCUACGGCACCACAGAGUAUUGCAGCCCUGAAGUACUGGCUGGUAACAAAUACGCCGGGCCGGAGCUUGAGAUGUGGUCAAUGGGGAUAACGCUUUAUGUGCUGACAUUCUUCGUUAACCCGUUCUCCGACAUUGAGGACACCAUACAGGGUCCAUUGGCGUUCCCGCAGGUCGUGUCAGAUGAGCUAGAACAGUUGCUUCGCUGGAUGCUGUGCAAAGAACCGGCGGCGCGCUGCACGGUGCAGCAGCUGAUGGCGCACGCCUGGAUUCGCCAGCCCGUCGCCAUCGCCAACUACGUAUUCCACGAGAUUGUGGACUGCGAUCGCCAUGAAGCAAACCCAGAAAUGUAUUACAGCGGCAGUCUAGGUUCACCGAGAAGUGGUUCUCCCGUCUCACUCGCCGACCCUCCGAAAGAACGUUCAAACCCGUCUGAGGUGGUAGUCAGAUCAGACGGUAAGAACUUGUCCAGGGACGAGCCCAAACGAAACUCGAUGGCGCUCCACGCGUUGUCCACUGCUGACAGAGACGCGCAGUCGGAUAACUACAGUCUGAGGUCUUCUGCAGAUAUCUUGGACAUAUCCUCCAAGCCAGUGUCAGAUGCCGCGUUGACAGACAUCAGCUCAGACGCGACGGGACAUGCAGCGUGUGACAUCGACUAUGACUGCGACCACUACGAGUGUGACAGCUGGGACGAGUGCGAGCAGGACAGCUUCUCGUGAGCGCUAGAGCGAGACAGCAGGAGGUAUGAAAGAGAAUGCUGAAACAGGUGGCGCUGGGGUAUAAGAUAAGAUUCUUUCUGUCAUUUUUGCCAAUGUGAAAAAGGUUUAUUUUGGUUUGUGAUUUCUUUUAUGACAACAAAAUAUUAAAUCUCAAAAAAUUAUAGUUUUUAAGAUUUGGUUUUGAAACUUGUAUACAUACCAAAGAGUAGGUGAGACAGUUAUUGUGUUUUCAAUGUUUCACUCAUUGCGUAUCCGCCUAUAUGUUUCUGUUUAUCAUCUAUCUAUCUAUUUUUCAUUUCUAUGAAU